UCCCUGCUCAGUCUCUCCGCAGCCAUGAAGGCAAAGGUCUGCAUCGGCCUCAUCCUUGCCAUCGUGGCAACCCCCUGCCUGUGCCGGCCCGCAGCAGAGGCACCGGGCGCUGCGGGGGACCCCCACCCGCUCCCCGCCAGCCUGGUCCGGCGGGACUGGCCCGAGUACCUGUCCCAGGAGCAGAAGCACCUCAUCUCCCGGUUCCUGCCCCACAUCUUCACAGAGCUGGGUGAUCGCAAGGGCUACGUGCAUGGGGACGAGGGGAUGGAAGCCCUGCACGACCACUACUACCCCGACUGGAUGGACUUCGGCCGCCGCAGCGCUGAGGACUCGGCCGAUGCCGUGUAG
This is a messenger RNA of Egretta garzetta (little egret), 348 nucleotides long. RefSeq names its product gastrin/cholecystokinin-like peptide. The record is from RefSeq and is a predicted model, not a curated record. The transcript has 2 exons. Gene Ontology annotation, molecular function: hormone activity. Gene Ontology annotation, cellular component: extracellular region. Bases 25 to 348 code for a protein of 107 amino acids. Lineage: Eukaryota; Metazoa; Chordata; Aves; Pelecaniformes; Ardeidae.